Molecule: messenger RNA, 4466 nt
Organism: Pimephales promelas (fathead minnow)
Lineage: Eukaryota; Metazoa; Chordata; Actinopteri; Cypriniformes; Leuciscidae
Gene: atmin
Product: ATM interactor
Biological process (GO): positive regulation of transcription by RNA polymerase II
Cellular component (GO): nucleus
Molecular function (GO): transcription cis-regulatory region binding; DNA-binding transcription factor activity, RNA polymerase II-specific
Source: RefSeq, a predicted model, not a curated record
UAUAACCAACAAUUUCUUUAAAAUAAAUACUCGCUUUUUAAAUGACACGUUAUUUUCGGUAACAGGAUUGAGAAAACAUGCGCCCAUCUUCUGCUUAAACCUUGUUAAAAAUAAAAUAAAGUUGCCUGACAUUGACCAAUACACAUUUGAAUAGUUAAAUAUUUGUAGUAUUAGAUUCAAUGUUAAAAAAGAUAAAAAUAAAUAAAUAAAAUAAAAAGUUUAUUUUUGAAGAGUUGCAACAAGCAAAUGUCACACAUUCGGUGGAAUGGCCCACAAUCGUACCGAUCCAAAACUUUUGACUGGGUGCGAAAAGGACCCGGAAAUGCAGUCGCAGAGCGUUUGUUUGUAAACGGAUGCUUAAUUUAUAGAGAAAGUACAGAUAAUGUACAGCUCUACAUUAACGUUGAGUUGCAUGUGGGCGUGUGCGACAUCCGGAAGUGAAUGUACGGGGACUAUCUGUGGUGAGUUGGUUGCUAUGCGACGUGUCCUGGAAGUGAAUGUGUCUUGUUGUAGAGUGUUGAAUCAUGGCUGCUUCAACAGUCAAUAAUGAUAGCCGUCACAAAAGACAAAAAUGCAGCGAGAAGCUGCCUUUACAAGACAGAGAGAUUAUUAAACCCUCCAUAACAGAGCUCACCAAAGAAGUGCGGACCAACAUCCUCUGUACGGUGGAAGGAUGCGGGAAGAUUCUGCCUAACACUCCAGCACUCAACAUGCAUCUGGUCAAGUCCCACAGAGUCAAGGAGGGUCUGGUCAACCCUACAGUAAGAAAGGACAUUAAGGAUUCACAAAAGCUCUACUGUUGCCCAAUAGAAGGCUGCCCAAGAGGACCACAUAGGCCCUUUUCUCAGUUUUCGCUUGUUAAACAGCACUUUAUGAAGAUGCACGCAGAAAAGAAGCACAAGUGUUUGAAGUGCAGUAAUGGCUACAGCACUGAGUGGGACCUGCGGAGACAUGCUGAGGAUUGUGGGAGGACAUACAGCUGUACUUGUGGUUGUCCUUAUGCCAGUAGAGCAGCACUGCUGUCUCAUGUCUACAGAACAGGCCACGAGGUUCCCAAGGAGCACAGGUAUCCACCUGUGAAAAAGAGGAAGAUGGAAAGAAUGUCAAGCAGUACAGCAAAUAGUAUGCCUAAUGAACAAAUAAACGAAAUUCCAGACUCCAAGAACAAGCUCACUGAAGGAGGAUUUUCAACGUUACUAGUCUCUGAAGCCCCAGACAGAGCACAACACAACAGCAACCAACCUGGAAACUUCCAGAAGCUCCUUCUCCCGAAGCCCAAGUUGGCCCUAGUCAACGUUCCUGUUAUGCAGUUCACCCACCUGCCUGUUCUCCUCCCCUCUGCAGAGAGUAGUGCCUUGAAGUUAUUGGUCUUGUCUAUGGAUGCACAAGGGUCCGUAAACACUGUGCAUAUUUUGUCACCGUCGGUCGAAACAGCCAUGCCUGAUCUGAAUAACAAGACUUUCAAAGAGACCUUUCCUGUACCUACAUCGGGCCCAGAAACUUUUAGCACAGGAGUACAGGUCAAUCUUGAGAGUCAAGUCUCUUUGGGAUAUCCAAACAACAAAAGCACUUCAACAAACAUUCAAACUGACAUCUCGUACCUCAACAAAGGGAUGGAUGCCGGACCAGCAACUGUUUCCCCCUGCAGUGAGGCCUCAGUAUCCUCUUGCUCUCAGACAGACAUCAGUGUUAGUGCUCAGAUUCAGCUGCCUAUUAGUGUGCAAACCCAGACACUACCCUCACGAAUCAAAGCCACUUUCUCCAUUGGGGCACAGACAGAUGUUUUCAGUUUCUCGUCCUUUAAUGUGACCCGAGAAACACAAACAAGCUGUUCUGUAGCUCCAAUGCAUGAAAGCCAGAUGGACCAAGCGAUGUGCACAAAUCUUUUUGAUACUGAUACACUCAGUGUCUCCACUCAGACUGCAAUGGCUGAUGCGACUUUUAGAACCAGUGGUUUAGAAGAUCAUCUAACCAGCACUGGAGCAGGGCUUUUUGAGGACAAGGCUGCUGCGUCCAUGUGUUUUGGGGCCCAGACAGACAUUUUGCAGCAAAACACAGUUGCAGAUAACCAGACUCAGACCAUGAUACUCUUUCGGGACCUUGAGAAUAUACUAUCUGACACCAUAACUGGGGCAGCUUCGAGCUGUGGUUCAGGUUUAGCUGCGCAUGAACCGCAUCACACUGGUAUUGACUUUGACUUUGAGGAGUUCCUCAAUGCAACACACAUUCAGACUCAGACAGAAGAAAGUGGCUUGAACAGUCUGAACACAGAGACAACGUUGGAACUCCUGGACAUUGAGACACAGACUGACUUCUUGCUCUUUGACAACCUUGGUAAUGGGCACAACAGUGACGUUGGAACCAGGGUGCAACCAAAUGACCUGGAGCUGGAGAUGUUUGACACCCAGACCCAGACAGACCUCAAUUUCCUGCUAGAAACGAGUGGGCACAUGCCCCUUGGGAGCAUCCUCAGACAGUCUAGUUUUAGCAUGAGCACGGAGUCCUCAGACACAGAAACACAGACUGAGAUCAGGCCGGCUCCACUUUCUCUGCCUUGCUCCAAUGAUGGGCAGGUGAGACUCAGCAGUGCUGAAACUCAGACCAUCUCCAGUUCCUUUCACAGCCUUGGCCACCUCUUCCACACUAGCAAUGAGACCCAGACAGCAGUCGAUGACUUUCUUUCAGCAGACUUGGCCUGGAACAUGGAGUCUCACUUUAGCUCGGUGGAAACCCAAACGUGCGAGGAGCUCAUCUCAUUGUUUCGACACAACGAGAAAGCAAAAAUCUGAAAGAUCCAUCAAAAGUGUUAGUUAGUUUACAUAAUGGAGUCAUUCCUAGUAUCUCCCUCAGCAGAGGUGGCAGAACUUUAAUCAGUCCCUUAAAAUCAUCUAGAACUCAGUCUGUCAGAUAAUAUUUGUAUGAAUACUUGUAGAAUCGUAGACUCGUAAUUCAACUAUAAGGUAUUGCAUAUCUGCCCAAAUCUAAGGAUGUAUGAAUAUACCUUUGCAGCACUUUAUUACCUCAUUAUCAAUGUUCAAAGUAUAUUGGUAGUCCUAAAAGUAUUUUGUUUGUUGCAGUAGAUGAGGUCAGAGCCUCUCGUGGGAAAUGUGUAGUACUGUAAGUUGGUACUGGUGUGUGCGUGCACAGAAAUUAUAAACAUUCCCCCCACAUGUAAAAUGUCUUUGUCUUGUAGGUAUACUUUCCAGUCUGAUGCUUAGAUGACUUGAGUCUUAUUGUCUUUAUAUCAUACUUUUUUUUUUGUUUUUUUUUUGCUUUGUGAUGUAUAACAACUUAAGUUACAUUUAUUUGUGCAAUGCUCUAGACCCAUCUACUAGUCACUGUGAGUAAAUUUAGGUCUUGAUCCAUUACAGAAUUCAUGUAAAUAUUUCUUGCUGACUGUUAUGGCACGUUAAUUUUAAUCUUUACAUGCUAAAUCAGAUGAAUUUGCAUAUUAUGCAUGUUUCAGAUGUCACAUUCCCUUAAAAAGAGGAGCAGGGAAAUUGCUCUUGUUUACUGUGAUGUGCAUUCUGUACUGUGAGUAGAUUCAAAUCGCAAAAGUUUACAGUAAAACAAAACCUUUAAUAUUUCUUUAAAAGCAUGUAUCAAUUUUGUUGGGUGAUGUUCUAAUGAUUUUAAAUACCAGUUUAAACCUUUUUGUUGAUGCCUUAAUUUAAGUUUAUAUGCUUUUGAUGGAGAGACUGAAAUCGCAGUGCUGCUUAACGGAGAAGCAAAAUUGCUGUCCUUUGUUGUUUUUAUUUUCUUCAUUUCGUAAGAGAUUUCAAUGUGUAUAUAUUUAUUUGGUUUUGGUUAUUUUGAAUGUUUCAUCUCUAAGUGUGGUGUAAAAUCACACUAGCUCAUUCACUACUUCUUGGCCUUACUACACUGAAAGCCAACCAUAGCUUUAUUUUCAUUGUGUGUGUGUGUGGAUGUGUAUGCGUGCACACACACUUAAUGUACUUAUGUAUAUAUUGGAAAUUCCACAAGUAGAAUGUGACGCAGUGUCUGUUUCCCUUAUGAUGUUGCAAUGGCUGCUUCUCGACAUCGUAACUGCAAAAUAGCUUUAGUAUUUUCAUGCCAAACAUCAGAGACUCUCAUAUUCAACCACUACAUUCAUUAAAAUGUUAUUUAGAUCUUGGAAUAAAUACUGCAAAUGAAUAUGUGUUCAUUUUGUUUAGGCAAUGAUGUCAUAGUAAAAACUUCCUUUAGAAAACUUGAAAGAGUCAGCUAAGCUCGUGUUUCUCUGUAGAGUGCAUGCAUUUCUUUUGUGCCAAGAAUAACAUUUGUGUUGCUUUUUUGCAUUUGCAUUUACAACUUGGUUUAAGACAUUGUUUAUAAUUAUGUAUAUUAAUAUUGAUAUAAUGAUUAUUUUUGUUAUUUGAAGGCUGGUCAUUUGUACUUUAUGGUUAUGUUCUGUUGUUUAGACAAUGCUGAUGCACAUGAAACCGCAAAAUAAACUGCAGAGAAGA